AUGGCAUUCAAUCUCAACUCUGUACCAGAUUACGAUGACCUUCCUGAGGUCAAAACCAUGCCCAAGGGCUGCGCCUGGGGUGUUUUUGACCAAGAUGGUAAAAAGGACAUGGUCGGAACGCUCAACUUUCUUACUCCAGACGUUGUCCGCAGCGCUGCUCUAGAAGUCAAAGAUGGUGUUUCCAUUUCUCUCAACUGGCCCAUCAAUGCAAUGACCAAGCUCAACGUCCCAGGCCGAGCAGCACCCGAGCACAAAAUCCUCUACAUCCCCGAAAGCAUGGCAGCCCUCCCCUUUGAGCAAGGAAAGUCAUGGGACGAUGAAAUCAGCUUCAACACCCAAGGAAGCUCCCAAUGGGAUAGUCUGUGUCACUUCCAACACCAAGAUUCAGGCCUUGCCUACAAUGGCGCCAAUCCCAGCCGAGAAGCUUUGUCUGUCGACUCAACCGAGGCCAACACCAUGCCCACGCUAGAUCAUUGGCACUCUCACGGCUGUAUCGCGGGACGAGGAGUCUUACUCGACUAUGCUGCUUACGCUGAGGAGAAGAACAUCGAGUUCCAUCCUUUUGACGGACAUCGUAUUACGGUUCAAGACCUUGAAGCUUGUGCAGCAUACCAGAACGUCGAGUUUAUGCCUGGCGACAUUCUUCUCAUCCGCACAGCCGCCACUGAAGUCGUCGACAAAAUGGAUCCUGCAGGUUUGGCCAAAAUGAUGGCGGCGAAACUCAGUGGUCUUCACGGUUGUGAAGAAACUGCUCGAUGGCUAUGGAACAAGCGGUUCGCCGCAGCUGCAUCCGACUCAAGUUCCUUCGAAGCGUUUCCUCCCUUGAAGCCCGAUGGAUCUGUCGGCGGAAUGAAAGAUCUUGUGCUUCAUGUGUAUUGUUUGAGUCUUUUUGGUAUGCCGAUUGGAGAGUUGUGGGAUUUGAGCAAACUGGCUUUGUACUGCAGGGAGAAGAAGAGGUAUUCUUUCAUGAUCACUUCGACGCCUUUGAAUCAACCUGGAUUGAUUGGGUCGCCGCCGAAUGCGCUGGCUAUCUUCUAG
Molecule: messenger RNA, 1038 nt
Organism: Fusarium coffeatum
Lineage: Eukaryota; Fungi; Ascomycota; Sordariomycetes; Hypocreales; Nectriaceae
Exons: 3
Coding region: 1-1038 (345 amino acids)
Molecular function (GO): arylformamidase activity
Source: RefSeq, a predicted model, not a curated record